Amyelois transitella is the source of this 1013-nucleotide messenger RNA. Its product is annotated as UBA-like domain-containing protein 1. The coding region runs from base 98 to 547 and encodes 149 amino acids. The record is from RefSeq and is a predicted model, not a curated record. Lineage: Eukaryota; Metazoa; Arthropoda; Insecta; Lepidoptera; Pyralidae. The transcript has 4 exons. Gene Ontology annotation, molecular function: protein binding.
UUCGCUUGACUUGUUUGCCUUGCUAUUUUCUCUUGUGUGUAUUUUUCGCCCUCACUCAAUCGGUUGACUUCUAAUUAUUUUUAGUUGAUUUAUUACGAUGGAUUCAACUUUACGUGAACAAGUAAUGAUAAAUCAAUUUGUAUUAGCAGCAGGAUGCGCACAAGAACAAGCUAGACAAUUAUUACAAGCUGCUCAUUGGCAAUUUGAGACAGCCUUAUCAAUAUUCUUUCAAGAAGUUGCCAUACCCGCCGGUGCCAAUGGAAUUGCUGCACCACAUUAUCGCCAGCAAUUGAUGACACCCUGCAACACACCGGCUACUCCACCCAACUUUCCGGACGCCUUAGCGGCGUUUUCGCGGCUUUCUACAACAGGGAGCCCAAAUAAUUCCGGCAGCGGCGUUAGUACGGUACCUCCCGUCUCUCCUCUGGCGACUCAUCCACCACCGCCGCCGCCAAUCAACACGUUCCCUGGGUCUCCAAACUCACAAACCAGCUAUACACCAUUCUCCUGCUCAACUGCAGUUUGCAGUGAACACAUGCCAAGAUAAAUGAAUAUAUUAGUUUAGGAGCAUCUAUAUUUAUUUUUAUAAUGGUGCGCAAAAUGAACAGUGGAAUUGUGUAUGAAAAUGUAUAAUAUUUCACAUAUACCCCUACUACAGCAGCGGUAAGCUGGACAAUAUUUGGGGUGCUGUAGUCAAUCAUGUUAAAUAAAUAAUUUGUCUAUGUAUUUCUGUAAAAUAUACCACAGUGGAAUAAAUAUCAAUGCACAACAAUGCCAUUAAUGCGUAAUCACUUUUCUCAUCUUCACAUUGUGACAGUGCAUAAAUUUUUAAAUCAUGUUAAAUCAUAUUUGUAUUUUUAAGCUAGAUCAAAACAUAAUAACAUAUUGUUAAAUAUUUUUAUUUGGAAAUAUUAAGUUCUAUCUUAGUAAGUACCUAUCUUAAAUUAUAAUAAAUCAUCUUAUUUUUUGUAUUGACUGUAUAUGUGUAAUACAGACUUAAAAGACAAUACAUA